GAGGCCUGUCGUAAUCUCAAUCGUUUCGUAAGUCGUUCCCUGAGGAUUCAACGUUGGAGAAACCCUAAUUCCGGCUGCGCUUGCCUUCGCGCCUCCUUACUCUUUUUUAUCGCCGCCGACGUCCUUCGGGAGAUGGUCCUUCGUGGGGAUGUCUCAGUUGCUGGCGAACAGUGCUUGUUCAUCCUCCAAGAUCGGGUUCCAAGGGACGCCAGUCCAUCGGAAUAACUUUGGCUGCCAGAGGAAAUUGUGCUUCUUCCAGGGGAUUGGUGCAAGUUCUAGUGGAUUUUACGGUAAAGUGAUGAAUUAUCAAGGUCUACAGAAAAAGAAUGUACCUCGGAAUCAAGGUGUUCAAAAUGUUAUGGCUGGUGAAACAAAUCAAGACGUGCUUUCCAAAAAUACUGAUGUUUUUGGUAGCAACAGUGGUGGUGGAUUGCGUGGAAAGUUGAACAAAGUGGUUUUAGCUUAUAGUGGUGGUUUGGACACCUCAGUGAUAGUCCCUUGGUUAAGGGAGAACUAUGGAUGUGAAGUUGUGUGUUUCACUGCAGAUGUUGGACAAGGUGACCUGGAGAUGGAUGGCUUGGAACAAAAGGCCAAGGCUAGUGGUGCAAGCCAACUUGUUGUAAAGGAUUUAAAGGAGGAAUUUGUUCAGGAUUACAUAUUUCCUUGUUUGCGAGCCGGUGCAGUGUAUGAAAGAAAAUAUUUGCUUGGAACUUCAAUGGCUCGGCCUGUUAUAGCCAAGGCAAUGGUUGAUGUUGCUAAAGAAGUUGGUGCAGAUGCUGUUUCACAUGGGUGCACAGGAAAAGGAAAUGAUCAGGUUCGUUUUGAGCUCACAUUCUUUGCUUUAAACCCUGAACUUAAAGUUGUUGCACCUUGGAGGGAAUGGGAGAUAACAGGGAGAGAGGAUGCUGUUGAAUAUGCAAAAAAACACAAUAUUCCUAUACCUGUUACAAAGAAAUCAAUUUAUAGCCGAGAUCGGAAUCUUUGGCACCUUAGCCAUGAGGGUGACAUUCUUGAGGACCCAGCGAAUGAGCCAAAGAAAGACAUGUACAUGAUGAGUGUUGAUCCAGAAGACGCACCUAAUCAACCCGAAUAUUUGGAAAUUGGGAUUGAAUCAGGCAUACCUGUUUCCAUCAAUGAAAGAAAGCUGUCCCCUGCAUCUCUUCUUUCAGAACUCAACGAGAUUGGUGGAAGGCAUGGUAUUGGACGUAUAGACAUGGUUGAGAACCGUUUGGUUGGCAUGAAGUCCCGUGGUGUCUACGAAACCCCAGGUGGCACCAUCUUGUGGGCGGCUGCUCGCGAGCUGGAGUCCUUGACACUCGACCGGGAGACCAUACAGAUGAAAGACAUGCUUGCACUUAAGUACGCCGAGCUGGUGUAUGCCGGCCGAUGGUUUGAUCCCCUUCGACACUCCAUGGAUGCCUUCAUGGAGAAGAUCACAGAGACCACUACUGGGUCUGUGACCCUUAAGCUGUACAAGGGGUCAGUGACCGUCGCAUCACGGAAAAGCCCGUACAGCCUGUACAGGGAGGACAUCUCAUCAUUUGAGACUGGAUCAAUCUAUAACCAGGCUGAUGCUGCUGGAUUCAUCCGACUAUACGGGCUUCCUAUGAGAGUCCGCGCAAUGCUCGAGAAGGAUAAGUGAGGUUUAUUCUCGUUUCUAUGCAGUAGAAAAACAGUCAAAGAGACGGAUUGUAGGAUUUGUCUGAUCUUUAUCUGCUAUAAUUUGUAUGCAAACCCAGGCACUUGGUUUGGACUUGCAGCUAUUGGUUUGCCCAUGUGGUACUUGUGGUAAUCUACUAGGCACAAAAUAAGGUACUUGUCAUCUUUACCUUCUGUAAUAGUUGUCUGCAAACAGUCGACUGUUUUAGUGUGUCAUCUAUCUUUGGUGUUA
Messenger RNA from Musa acuminata AAA Group (dessert banana), 1891 nucleotides. RefSeq names its product argininosuccinate synthase, chloroplastic. The record is from RefSeq and is a predicted model, not a curated record. Gene Ontology annotation, biological process: L-arginine biosynthetic process; urea cycle. NCBI's taxonomy places the organism in Eukaryota, Viridiplantae, Streptophyta, Magnoliopsida, Zingiberales, Musaceae. Gene Ontology annotation, cellular component: cytoplasm. Gene Ontology annotation, molecular function: ATP binding; argininosuccinate synthase activity. The transcript is spliced from 10 exons. The coding region runs from base 149 to 1642 and encodes 497 amino acids.